This is a messenger RNA of Orycteropus afer afer, 1158 nucleotides long. It is a transcript of the gene LPGAT1, whose product is annotated as lysophosphatidylglycerol acyltransferase 1. Gene Ontology annotation, molecular function: acyltransferase activity. Lineage: Eukaryota; Metazoa; Chordata; Mammalia; Tubulidentata; Orycteropodidae. The record is from RefSeq and is a predicted model, not a curated record. Gene Ontology annotation, cellular component: endomembrane system.
CCCGGCCAGCCCGAGAAAAACAGGACGGACUCCAAUGUGAGAAUGGCUGUGACUUUGGAAGAAGCUCCGUGGCUGGGCUGGAUUCUGGUGAAAGCCUUGAUGAGGUUUGCCUUAAUGGUCGCCAACAACGUGUUUGCUCUUCCAUCCUACGUCUUGUAUGUCAUCAUACUUCAACCUCUUCGAGUACUGGACAGUAAGCGGUUUUGGUAUAUUGAAGGAGUCAUGUAUAAAUGGCUUAUAGGAGUUGUGGCUUCUUGGGGAUGGUAUGCUGGAUAUACAGUGAUGGAAUGGGGAGAAGAUAUUAAAGCAAUUUCAGAAGAUGAAGCAAUGAUGCUGGUAAAUCAUCAGGCAACAGGUGAUGUGUGCGCCCUGAUGAUGUGCCUGCAGGACAAAGGCCUGGUUAUUGUUCAAAUGAUGUGGUUGAUGGAUCAUAUUUUUAAGUACACAAACUUUGGAAUUGUUUCUCUAAUUCAUGGAGAUUUCUUUAUAAGGCAGGGAAAAUCUCAUCGUGACCAACAGCUGCUGCUUCUCAAGAAGCACUUAGAAAAUAAUUAUAGGAGCAGAGAUCGAAAGUGGAUUGUACUGUUUCCAGAAGGGGGCUUCCUCAGGAAGAGGCGAGAAACAAGUCAAGCAUUUGCCAAGAAAAAUAACUUGCCAUUUCUUACACAUGUCACCCUGCCAAGGAUUGGGGCAACAAAAAUUAUUUUGAGUACACUGGUAGCACGACAGGAAAAUGGAAUCCCAGCAGGAGGAGAUGCUAAAGGACCAGACAGCAAAUUUAAAGGCCUCCAGUGGGUGAUAGAUACUACUAUAGCUUAUCCCAAAGCUGAACCUUUAGAUAUUCAAACCUGGAUUCUUGGCUACAGGAAACCAACAGUCACACAUGUACAUUACAGGAUCUUUCCAAUUAAAGAUGUGCCCCUGGAGACUGAUGAUGGCCUUUCUGAUUGGCUCUAUCAGCGGUUUAUUGAAAAAGAAGACCUCUUAUCACAUUUUUAUAAAACAGGAGCCUUCCCACCUCCCAAGGGCCAUAAGGAAGCUGUUGCCAGGGAGAUGACCCUCAGCAAUAUGAGGCUAUUUCUCAUACACUGUUUUGUAUUUCUGUCAGGCUAUAUGUGGUAUAAUGUCAUUCAGUAUUUUUACCAUUGCCUGUUUUAG